UCCAGACUAAUACCGCCAGCGCAUUUUUUCAAUUUACCACCUCACCUCUGCGGAUGUGAAACUACGUUUAAACCAAAAUACCCCAUAUGCUGUAGUCGAUCGUUAGGAACUGUAUAACAGAGUCCGCUCGGGCGACGGAAGGAUAUCAUCGCGGACCGGACACCGGAAAGCGCGCAGACUAACUGAACGCCCAUUCGGUAUAAAAUGAGGAUGGACCAUAUAGAGCCAUGGAUUGAGGACCUGAUACAGAGCUAUAGCAUCAAAGAAAGACAAUCCAGAAUUAAAGCUCACAUUCUUGGGUUGGGCAAUCUGCCUGAUCCACAGGAGAAACUGACACAGGAUGCAGUAGCCCUGCUGUUUCUUUCUGAUGGGCUGGUUCAGAUUCCUGGGAUCCUUACCAGGACAGCCUGGGAGAAGCUUGAGGAGCUGGAAGAGCGGGAGUCCCUCCAGAGCAUCACCAACUCAACUGUCUUCCUGUGCAAGUACAACCUUGAGUUUCAGUUGGAACCGGAAGAUAGCAAGUGUCAGUUUUUCCUGAUCAUCAAUGAAAUGGCCACCAUGGCUCCUGGGCCAGUCAAGUGUCACUUUCCCAGCUGCACAACCCUUCCCAGUGUGAGGCAGAAGAUUUAUGAAACCUGGAGGUCCCUGCAGAAUGAUGGUUCAGAUCUGACCGCGGGCACGCAAUCAGCCUUCUGUUUAUCAGAGCUGGUGCAUGAGUGGCAGGACCACAGGACUGCCUCCCUGCUGAAGGAUCUGUCAGCCUGUCUGCUGAAGCCCUCUAGGUAUCACCCUCCAUCCCCCCAGCCCUCCACCUCCAGGCAGAGUUGCCCACCUGCCCCGUUGUCCAGGUACCUGGCCACUGGUUGGGAUAUAGACAGAGUCCGGUACAAGGGGGAUCCUCCCUUCACUGUGCCCGUCUCCCACCUCAUCAUCCCUGCAGAAGAGAGACUACAACUCCCCCGUGAGUCUGCUGAAGUUAGUCGUGAAGAAGAUGCCGUCCUGCAGGACGCUGAAGAUGUGAACAACUCGCUUAUCCAGGAUUCUGAGCCUGCUAACCCCUGGGAUAUGUUUGACUCGGCUGGUGCUGAUACAUCUUCCCUGCUUGCUGACCAAGAGUCUCCAUCUGGAUCCAUCACCCUGGAUGGCAUCUGUGCUGCGGCGAUGAGCACUCAGGCAUCGACUAGUCACAGCCUUGAGCUCUUCGUGCCUGCUGCCUGUGAUGAGGCGGCUCCGGAAUCGGAGAGCCGUGGGAAUCCCCCAGCGCCCAAUCCUCCGCUCAGCCUGAACAGUGAGGUCUCUGCGAGGUCAGAGGACUGGAGCCUGCCUCCAUAUCAGAGACCCAGCACCUCCUUCACCACACCACCCUGCUCUGAUGGACCUCAGUCCUCAAGUUUUCUCAGUACCAAAAAUACCAGAGAGGGAGAGAAGGAGCACAUCAAGAGGAAGCUAGGGAGAGCCAGGAAGAGGACUCCAUCUCUAUUGCCCAUAAGCGAAAAGGGUCCAUCCGAGGAAGACAAAGAAGAACCACAGAGUGGAAGUACGGGAUUAACCAAGAUUAGGAGCCCCCCGUCCUGGCUGUUCGACACUCAAGAGAGCCAGGGAGGGCCUGGGCUCGGCCGAAAUGCCUGCGGCCAAAGCACCAGCACGACUGAAGUCGGCCCUUUUUCAGAGCCACAAAGGAAACCGCUUACGGUCCACCCGGAUGGAACCCCGUUCAGCUACAUAUACAAACCCUCGGCCCGCGCAUUGGAAGCUCUCCGCCUCUACAGGGUUCCAGAUGAGUUGUUGCAGUGGUCUGUCUGGUACCUGGCUCACGCAGACAGGGGAGAGGGAAAUGGCUGAUCUGUCUGCAGGAGCUGCUGUUUGGCAAAGCUUUGAUUUGUCCGGCCACAAGGUGGCGCUGUUUUUCCUUGUUCGUGGGACAUUUCGUUCAAUUGGUGAGACACACCAGCUUGAUAAGGGAGGGGGGCACGUUUACUGUCCCCGAAAGUUCUGGGGGUGUUCAGACAGGACCAGUUUGACCCUUUCAUGUCAAUGGGUUAUAGUUCAUUGUGGAUGCUGCCCAGAGCUCUUCAUUGUUGAAGUCUGGGGUGUUUUCAUAGUUCAUACUUACAGACUCUCUGUGGUUUUACUACCUACCCAGGUGUCCCCUGAUGCAGCAGGGAGCUCCACUUCAAAUGUUACCUAAUGGUGAUGUUGAAAAGCAAUAAAAUGUUCAAAUGUU
Brienomyrus brachyistius is the source of this 2224-nucleotide messenger RNA. RefSeq lists its product as uncharacterized. The record is from RefSeq and is a predicted model, not a curated record. Gene Ontology annotation, molecular function: telomeric repeat DNA binding. Gene Ontology annotation, cellular component: shelterin complex; chromosome, telomeric region; telomerase holoenzyme complex. Gene Ontology annotation, biological process: telomere capping; telomere maintenance via telomerase. NCBI's taxonomy places the organism in Eukaryota, Metazoa, Chordata, Actinopteri, Osteoglossiformes, Mormyridae. The coding region runs from base 205 to 1842 and encodes 545 amino acids. The transcript has 13 exons.